Annulohypoxylon truncatum is the source of this 1572-nucleotide messenger RNA. RefSeq names its product velvet factor-domain-containing protein. The coding region runs from base 1 to 1572 and encodes 523 amino acids. The transcript has 4 exons. The record is from RefSeq and is a predicted model, not a curated record. Lineage: Eukaryota; Fungi; Ascomycota; Sordariomycetes; Xylariales; Hypoxylaceae.
AUGGCGUUCCAUACUCAUCACAGCACCCAGUGGGUCAGCCAUGGACCUCCAACUGGAUAUAUGCCAGCAAUGAGCCCAGCAAUGCCACCCUUAUCUGGGCCUCCUCAGGUUCACCAUCAGCCACAUCCACAGCAGAGUGGCCCUCAACCUCAACGUCCCGAAUCCUAUCGCUUAGAAGUAUUACAACAACCUACCAUGGCCAAAGCUGCCAAUGGUAAAGACAAAGACCGUAAGCCCGUCGACCCUCCCCCGAUCCUCCAACUACACGUACCAAGCGACGAAGAUCCCGAUGGUGUAUACCGGCAAAGCCCCUAUCUUAUAGCCGUUGCAUAUCUAGAGUAUGCGCACCCUCCGGGUCCGAAUGGGCAGUCUACUCCGCCAGCAAACAUGAUGGCGGGUACAACAGUUUCAUCAUUACACCGACUAAAGGAUCCUACUAAUAAAGAGGGGGCGUUCUUUGUGUUUGGUGAUCUUACGAUUAAGAGUGAAGGGGAAUAUGUCAUUCGGUUUGACCUGUUACAGAUGACGAUGGAUAAUCUCGAUGAAGGCGAAUUUUGGGUCACGAUUUGUUCGGUGACGAGCGACCCCUUUAAAGUCCAUGCUGGGAGGGCAUUCCCUGGUAUGGCAGAAUCUACGUUUUUGACUCGUUCAUUUAGCGAUCAGGGAGUUCGCCUUCGACUACGCAAGGAUUCGCGGCAAAUUGCGAACAAGAAAAAGAAUCUGCGUAUGGCAGACAUAGACAAGCAGGCAGGACACAGGCAAGGUGGAGCCGCACAGAACGGUGGCAUGCAGCCUAUUGACGAGCGCUCCUAUCACGAUUAUGGAGACGAACCCGUAGCGAAGAGACACCGAACAGAAUAUUCUACGAUAAACCCUGGGACACCUACGCAGGAAGGGGGUCCGGAGUUACGCUGGGGGCCAUAUGGUGCUCCCGCGGGCCCAGGAUACACGUCCCAACAGCUUUCCUUAGGGUCGGUGACUACGGGACCACCGAGCUCAGCGACGACAGUAUCGAUGCCUCCUCCAACCGGCCGUAUCGAAACCCACUUCUCUUCGCUACAAGGCCCUCACGCUUUCGAGCGACAGUCUCCGAUAAAUCACUCACCGAUCCAAUUCGGAAAUCCAACUGCACCAAACUCUUCUCACCCCUUUAUCUUCACAGGAGGCUCUAAUACCGGAAACAAUCCGCCGCUAAAUCUCGCGCCGAUCCCAACGCACCCCCAAAGCGCGAUGGCUUCGCCAAUACAUAAUGUGUCGCCUCGAUCACAUGGACCGCUGAACGGCGCACCGCCCUCAGGAACUGCGUCGCCAGUAGGUCCUAAUCUAUACACCACAGCACCUCCCACCUCAAAUACACAUCAGACCCACCAUUCACCCUAUUCUAACCAAGGAGCAUAUCAAAGUAUGACGAAUGCCUACGACCAUGGCAGCUUACGCGAGCACGGCUUAGGAACACCUUUGACAGCGACUAUGCCGUCUGAGAGUUUGAACGGUUCUUACCCAAUUGGCGGCGCGGACUCUUUCGAUCACCAUCUUGGCCAUAUGGUCAAUAAAACACAGCAAGACCACUAG